CACGAUGACUCCUUUACUCCCACCCAUGUGCUCCGGAUCUCGAGAAAGGAAUUCUGCGUCGGUGGCAUCAUCAGAUACACCACGCUAGUCAACGACUCGCUGCCCGGGCCCGAGCUGCACAUCCCCGAGGGCAAAGUCGUCUGGAUCAGAGUGUACAAUGACAUGCACGAUGCCAACCUCACCAUACACUGGCAUGGCCUCGCCCAAGCUGCCGCGCCCUUCUCGGACGGCACGCCCAUGGCCAGCCAGUGGCCCAUCCCGCCGCAAUACUACUUCGACUACGAGCUGAGGACGCCCGAGGGCACCGCCGGCACCUACUUUUACCACUCGCACGUCGAUUUCCAGACCAGCACCGCAACCGGCCCCCUGAUUGUCGACGAUCCGCCCGAUCGCCGCAAGCCGUAUCCCGUCGACGGUGACCGUGUCUUGCACAUAUCGGAACUCUUUUACGAAACAGACAAGGAAAUCGUCGCAGGUCUUCGGGCGGCGCCGUUUCGAUGGUCCGGAGAGGCGGGCGGCUUCCUCGUCAACGGGGAUACCAUAUCCAUUUACCACGUUGUUGAUCCGGGAUCCUCCAAGCUGACCGUCAUUGAGAUUGAUCCCGGCAAGUGGUAUAGGUUCAGGUUCAUUGGCGCCAUGGCACUGUCGUACAUCGCCAUCGCUUUUGAGGACCAUCAUGACCUUGAGGUGAUUGAGGUGGACGGCGAUUACACCAAGCCCUAUUCCACGCCUCUGCUGCAGAUUGGCUCCGGCCAGCGGUUCAGCGCGCUGUUCAAAGCAAAGACGUGCGAGGAGCUUCGACGUACUGGCAUGUUGGAUUAUUACAUACAGAUAGAGCCUCGCGAUCGGCCCAGCAACGUGGUCAGCUACGCCAUCUUGCGCUAUCGCAAUACUUGCGGCAUUGGCGGCAAUCCAUAUGUCUCGACAACUGCCGUUCCCUCCAAGAGGCCCAUCAAUCUCCCUCCCACGAUUGACGGCUUUCUGGAUUACAAGCUGGAGCCCCUCUUCCCCAACAACUUCCCUACCGCCGAUCAGGUCACCCGCCGAGUCAUGGUUUACGCCCAGCAACAGGUGGACAGUUACGUCCUGUGGACGGACAAUAAUGUCUCCUGGGUAGAUACGCAUCCCUUGCCCAUGCAGACCAGCCCAAAUGAGCCUUACCUGGUGGCGCUGUACAAGAAUGCGAGCCAGUACCUGCCCAACUAUGAAGCGUCCAUUGCCAACAACGGCAUCGAUCCGCGGACCAAGACGUACCCUGCCAAGCUGGGAGAAGUCAUUGAGAUUGUCUUCCAGCAACUUGGCUCGCGCAAUCGCGACAAAUUCUGGUCUGGAGGCCUCGACACGCAUCCCUGGCACGCCCACGGCAGCCAUAUAUACGACAUUGGAGGAGGACCGGGAGCUUUUCAUCCCGACGUUGCCGAGCGGCAGCUCAAAGGCACGCAUCCCAUACGGAGAGACACAUCGAUGCUCUUUCGAUACACAAGGAGAGUGCAGGAGAAUCAGCCGUGGGGCUGGCGCGCCUGGCGGCUCAGGGUGGAGGAUGCCGGCGUGUGGAUGAUUCAUUGCCAUACGCUACAGCACAUGGUCAUGGGAAUGCAGACGGUCUGGGUAUUUGGCGAUGCGCACGACAUCAUGAAGGCCAGGUUCCCGGACGUGUCGGGGUAUCUGGAGUAUGAAGGGAGCGUGAAUGGCAACGCUACGCAUGCUCCAGAGGUGGUGCAUUUC
Trichoderma atroviride IMI 206040 is the source of this 1725-nucleotide messenger RNA. RefSeq lists its product as uncharacterized. Gene Ontology annotation, molecular function: copper ion binding; oxidoreductase activity. NCBI's taxonomy places the organism in Eukaryota, Fungi, Ascomycota, Sordariomycetes, Hypocreales, Hypocreaceae. The record is from RefSeq and is a predicted model, not a curated record.